AUGGUGAUUGGGGCCAACCAGCUGACUCUGACGGGCCCCGAGGUGCAGGUGCGAUACGCCACACGGGCGCUGCUCCACCAGAGCUCCUUCAACAUCACCGACUACGACACUGCCCUGCUGGAGCUGGACCGCCGCCGGCGGCAGCCGCGGUGCCUGCCGGGAGUCGCAGUCCCAGCGUGCCCCGCGCGGAGCCCGCGCCGCCGCCCCGCUCGCGCCGCCGCUCGCGCUGCCGGGGUCUCUCAGCGCGGGGGCGGCGCCGGCGGCUGCUCCCGGGGGUCCCGGCGGAGGCGGCUCCGACCGUGUCGGGCGAGGAGGAGGCGGCCGAGCUCCCCACGGCUGAGCGCCGGGCGGCGAGCGAGUGCAGGAUGGGGGGCGCGUGGCCGGCGCACACGGGAAGGUGACAAAAGGAGUUGUGUUGGUGAUUUGUUGGGGGCCCUGUGGGCGGUGGUGGAAGCGGCCAGCGCCGGCACCUCGGUUCUCUGCCUGUGUGAGAAGGGAGAUGCCAAGGUCACAGAAGAGACAGGCGAGAUCUCCAAGAAGGAAAAGGAAAUGAAAACAGGAAAGUGCCACGUCCUUGUUGCUGUUCCGAGGGUGGUGUUUCUCACAGAGCCUGCGGCAGCUGAUCUUCAAGAUCCUGCAGGAGAUCUGCAGCCUACUGGCAGUACCUCCUAGGCUACCUGCUGCUCGGGGGCUUCGUGGCCUUGGGUGUGUGCUCCAGGAACGGCCCAGUGGAGAACCAGCGCAGCAUCUGUCGCCUCUGCUGGGGCCUGCAGCUCCUGCUCACGGCUCAGGCAUCCAGCUCCAUUCUGUGUCCUUGCCCAUGCUGCUCACUGUCGCCUGCACCGAGAACAUCGAGCACGUGGCCUCUUGGGCUUCCACUGCCCACAGGGGAGAACUCUCAGCGCCCUGGCUGGCUCCUGGUGCCCCUCUGGCUUUACAGAUGGGGAGAGGGGGGUACAGGAGCUGAGGGGUGUGUGGAAGCCGGGCGUGCUGGGGAGGAAGGGCAGAUACUGCUUGUGGAUUUAAGUCUGUUUCUGGUUUUAAUAAAGAUGUAUUUUGUAGCUAA
Colius striatus (speckled mousebird) is the source of this 1066-nucleotide messenger RNA. RefSeq lists its product as uncharacterized. The transcript is spliced from 6 exons. Lineage: Eukaryota; Metazoa; Chordata; Aves; Coliiformes; Coliidae. The record is from RefSeq and is a predicted model, not a curated record. The coding region runs from base 1 to 672 and encodes 223 amino acids.